GUGCUUAGCUUUGUGUCCAAACUUGGGUUCACAAACUGAACACACCCGCCGCGGCUUGAUACUGACUACUAGGCGGAGAGUCUGGCUGGCUACCGACUAAAGAGCGGAUAUUCCUAAAGAACUCUCCCUGUGUUACAAACAAACUGCUCGCAAUGGGAAAGACGACGGAACUAUUGUCUUUGCUGAAAACUGGUAAUUCGGACGCUGCUCGACGCUUCAUUGCAAAGUUCAAGAAAGGUGGAAAAAAGAAAGCGUUGGCCAAAGAGUUGAACGUUCCGGACGAUAAUGGACAAACAGUCAUACACUUCUGUGCUGCUCAGAACUUUGUGGAGUUUCUGCAGGACCUGGCAGAGCUGGGUGCAUCCAUUGACUUGGCUGACAAUAAGGGUUAGUUGCCUAUUUUACCUGAGGUGGUUUCCCCCAUCAGUGGCAGGCUACUGCUGUAGGUUACACUCCACUCCACCUGGCAUCUGCCUCCGGACGUACUAGUGCGGUAACUGCCCUCAUUGGGAUGGGUGCAGACCCCAAUAUUUCUUCCCGCACUGGAGACACUGCACUCCACCUUGCCUGUCAUGGUGGCCAUGCAACUUCGGUGGAGACGUUGGUUAUGGAGAAUGCCAACUGCACUAUGCUGAAUGUCUCUGGUUACACUCCUCUGGAUCUAGCGUGUCAGAGUGGACAUACCCAGGUUGUGAGUCUGUUGUUGCGCUCUGGCCAAUUCUCAGCAGCCUACCUUCAGCGCUCUGACAUGCCCCAUACAUCGCUGAUGUUAGCAGCAAAGCAGGGACACAAUGAAUGCAUUGCACUCCUUGUAAAGCAUGGUUUUGAUGUGAAUCGGAAGCUACCAGGUGGCAAUGGAGGAACAGCUCUGCAUGAGGCUGCACUGCAUGGGAAGGUGGACACUGUCCGCUACCUGAUCCAGUGUGGGGUGGAUGUGCAGAGAACUAAUUCCCAAGGCCACACUGCACUAGACAUUGUCAACAUGUACGUGGAUCCGCGAACUGCCAGCCUCAUGAAGCAAGUCCUACAAGAUGCCCUGGCACAACUCGCAAGGAGCAGGAUAGCUCACCAGCAUGCGACAGGCCAAGCCGCCACUUCCAGUCAUCGUCCUCAACCUGGCCUGCAGCAACCCCCGGGAUUCAGCUACUUUCCUGGCUCUGGACAGCCGGUGGUCCACCGCCCGAUGUCAGAGGAAUCAACACAACACAGACAGUACGCUGUGUCCAGUCAGCGACAGACUAGUCAUCCCUCUUCUGCAUACCCCCAUCACUCAAAGGGACAGUCGACUAGUCACCAAAUUCAGUUCAACCCCCAAGUAGCAGGACAUUCUCAUCAAUCUAUGGUGCAUCCCCAUCAGUCAGCUGGGAAUACCCACCAGUCAGCUGCCCAUGCUCAUCAGUCAGCUGGACAUCCCCAUCAGUCAGCUGUACAUCCCCAUCAGGCUACUGGACAUCCCCAUCAGGCUACUACUGGACAUUCCCACCACCCUGCUGGUCCGACUGGGGGCUUUCCUUCCCCACCAAUCAGUCGAAGUAAUUUCUAUACAGCUCAAUCAGGUCAGCCACCAUCUGCUCAGGCCUAUCAACAACAGCGUGUUGUUAACCAAGAGAGUUCUGGAAUGGCUCAGAAUGUACAGCACAUUUAUCCCAAGCCUGGCACUCCAGAGGCAGUCCGCAAGGCACCAGGAAUUGGAGGUGAUUUGGCUGCCAUCAUUGCUGCAAAGGCUGCUAGCCGUAAGCCUAUUGUCAGUAGUCCUACGAGAAAGGAGUCUGCAGAAUUGACGGAUGAGCACUUUACUCGUAGCGCCACUCUCAGUGGAGAGCCAAGCAUGCAAGAAGCUAGAAAUAGUGCUCAGCACAGAAGAAGUAGUGUGUCAGAUCGUAGCAGUGCUAGUCCUGAACGUGGCGACCCCCCUACCUUGCCUCGCCGUGCACAGGCUGGCCCACCGCCUUUCAAACCGGUCCCCCCUCCAAAUGAGUCAAGAGGGAAAGGUGCAGGUGGUGAAUUGGAAAGCAGCAAGCGCCAUAUGUUUAGCAGUGACUCAGAGAGACUGCAAGCACCCAAACCUCAACCCACGGCCCCUCCCCCUGUAUCAGAGGAGAACGAGCUAAUGGCGAAGUUGAAGCGACGUCAAAACAAGAUAAUAGAGGCUGAGCAGACUGCACCAGAGCCAGUGCCAGAGGAAGCUAGAGAGGAGGAAGAGCCUGUUCAACCAAAGCCACCUCCACCUCCCCAAAGAAAGACUCCAACAUUGAACAGUGUCCCCCAGCAGAGCGAUGCACAAGAGCAGGCAGCACCACAAGAACCUGUGUUAGCAAAGCAGAAGAAAGCCAAACCUCCACCUCCCAAACCCAAAGAUGCUGAGGCAGAAAUGUCUCCAUGGCAGCAAGAACUAGCAGCACGCAGAGCAAGGAUGGCUGACCACGAGAGAGAGUCUGAACUAGAGCAGGGAGGCGACAAAGACAGUCAGUCUCAAGAGAAACCUGAUCCAAUUCCAAAACCAGCUCCCAAACCCAAGCGCAACAUGGCACCUCCUUCAGGUGCCAAGCCUGCGAUUCCAUCCCCAGCCCAGGAGCAGUCUGUCUCACUCCAGCUCCUGAACCCACGUCUUGUGCCAUCUCCUGUAGUUCCCAGAACUGCUGAGCCACCAGAAGACACACUGCCUUCUGCUGUGCCUCCAGUCAUCCCAGUGAAAAGAGAGCCAGUCACAGUUGUCGUUGAAGAGCCUGAGCCUCCUGCCAUGCUUAGUGAGGUCUCCACAGUGGUUACUGACCAGCGUAAGCCAUUCGCUACCAGUUUCCCUUGCAUGUUGUUGAACUUUUUUUUUGGUGCGUGUAGUGUCCCGCAGCACAAGUAUGAGCUCCUUGACAACAGCCACUGGCUCGCCUCAGCUGUCAUGCGUAGAGCACAUGCCAGUUUCAGAAUGGCUCACAAGUUACAAGUUGGCCGACUAUGUUACUGUUUUUGAGGCAAAUGGCUAUGAUACUACUGAAUUGACGGUUGGCAUAACGCAGGACGAGCUGCAAGAGAUGGGUGUUACUAAGAUAGGUCAUCGCAAGAAGUUGAUUACGGCACUAGCCAGCUGGCCUCAAAAAGAUCAUUUCUUUCAUGUGAAGCCUGAGAGUGUCUCUGUGUGGCUGAGUGUGUUGAAGAUGUCUCAGUACGAGGAGACGUUGUUGGAGGCAGGUUACGAUGAUGUCGACUUCAUCUGUGACAUGACUCUGGAUGACCUACACGAUAUCGGUAUCACUAAGAAAGGCCAUGUGAAGCGGCUGCUGCAGGGAAUUGGAGAGCUGACAGACCUCGUAAAAAAUUAUCUGUCUCGUGUGGAGCACCACCCAGUCUUGCCAUCAGCCCAGCUCACUGAACUGAACAGCAACCCACUCACAACCACUUCAGAGCACAUUUUACCUCCUCCAGACAGCUGGACAGAUGGAGCUCCAGAGAUUCCUGAAAAAGUUGACUUCAGUCGAAUGAGAGGACUGUUGGAGAUGAAGAUGGGUGUUAAUCGGGUGUUGGAGUCUGAGAGUGAAGCAGCAACUGGGACUAUCCCCCUCCUGGGUGUCUCCGUGCCACCUGAGGACAAGCUGGCAGAUACUAGUGAGUCGCCCUCACCUGUCCCCCCAAACCUACCUCCGAAAAGGAGCACUCGGCCGAAAGGAGGUAUGCAAAUUGAGUUGAUUACAUAAUUAUGUUUGCUGGAUGAGCAGGAAAGGAGGAGUUUCAUUCUGGCGCAGCAAAAUCAUUCAGUGUUGAAGAUAUCACUGCUGCACUUGGUGUAGGUUCUUUCUCCAGUGGCGCAUGAGAUAUUAUUUUAAUGAAGUCUUCGUUAACGAUAGGAAAAAGUUCACAAACAAGAAGCAGUUGCGGCUGGUAUGCAGAAUGAAUUUGAUGAGCUGAAUACUGCACUUGGGUUUACUGAUGAAGAUCAACAUGUAGCAGAAGAACCAGAACCUCAGUGAGUUAACCAACCUCGCUAUUAAUCUACAAUACAAUGUCGUGUUCUUGUACAUUACAGGCCUGACCAGCUAUUGGCUGAUAUAGAUGAUAUGCUUGCAGAUCUGACGACACAUUUGGAUUUCAUGAUCCCAGGAUCAACAUGAAACUAAAUUAUUUCACUUUUGUGCCACUUAAUUGAGUUUUUGUAGAGAUAUAAACAACAUUGGAG
Molecule: messenger RNA, 4168 nt
Organism: Geodia barretti
Lineage: Eukaryota; Metazoa; Porifera; Demospongiae; Tetractinellida; Geodiidae
Source: the annotation of a GenBank genome assembly